GCCAGGUUUCUUGGAUACAUAUGACAUCUAUAACUGGUUUAGUGUUCUUAACAUAUUUUUUAAUCUCGUCUCCAUGGCCCAUGGAUUUCAGGCCUUUAGCGUUCCAUUGUAGAAUGGCCAAACCUUUAUAGUUUUCUAUAUUAUUCUUAGUUUGUUUAUUACUGUUGUCCAUAAGAUACCAUUUAUCUCACAACUCGUUUAAAAAUGUAUCAGACUUGCUUUCGCUUGUUAGAUUUUAAAACAACUCAUUGUGAGAUAAAUGGUAUCUGACGGCCACUCAUGUAUUAUUCUCUAUUUAAAAACUCAAAAUGUUGUUUUAUUUUAUUCAAGAUUGCUUUGAAGAUGCAAUCACCAGCAGUGAAGAAAAAGUAUGGCAAACACUCAUCAUGGAUUAUGCUCUUCACGGAGGUCAUUCACCAAAAAAUCCAUGUUUAUAAUGUCUCUGAUGGAACUUGGGUAAAGACAUUAGACGCCCAAGAACGAAUGAUAUCCCUGAACAUCGACAUUGCCACCUGGCGGGCUUACUGGAUAGACGACAAGAAACACAGAUUAGUUUCAUCAGACCUCAAGGGAAAUGAUAAAAAGAUUCUUGCUUCAGGUAUUUUCACUUAUCAGGUUGCUCUCGACACUAAAAAUCGUCGACUUUUCUAUUGUGAUAUGUCUAUAGGAAAGCCUCACAUUGGCUUUGCGGACAUCGACAGUGGUGUAACUACAAUUGUUGAACAAGGUGGUGAAAAUCCUUCUUAUAAAGAAAUAGAGGUUUCCCCAGAUCUCAGAUUAAUUUACUGGAAAGACAGAAAGCAGCUAAUGCAGCGACAUUAUGAUGGAAAUGAAACAAAGAUCAUCGAGGGCUACUGUGAUGAGUGCUUCGGGUUAACUAUCGAUCGAAUAUGGGUGGAGAAAACAUAGCCAACUCCUCUGACAGCACCUAGUAUCAAUAUCCAUAGGCCACACCUGUUCACCCACAUGUCCAGUCAGUCAUUAUGGAAAGCAAUAUGAUGAAUUUCAUUAAAAAGGGGUCAUCAAACGGGCUGUGGAUGGCAGUCGCAGGACCCAUGUGACCUCCUCUAGAAAUGCCAAUGAAUGUGUGCACCAUACUAAAAGGCUGAAUUAAAAUCAUGAACCAGAUAAGUUUUAUCUUGAAGUUUAAAUAGUGGACUUUGGCUAUAAAUUGAACACAAAUUCCAAGAAUAUUAAGACGGUUUUAUUCCCAACAUGAAGCAGAAAGUGAUUCAUUCUUAUACCAACAUAAAAUUUGUCUACUUACCAAAAACCAAAUUGCUCUAUUACCCAAUAACUGAACAGAAAAGCUUUCUGGAUUAUUAUUUUUUAAAUAAGUUCAUCUAAAUCAGAGCUAGAAUAAGAUACACACAUAAGUCAUGGCCAGUAGCCCAUCACUUAAAAAGAGAACUUGUACCUUUGGCUUUAAAAUAAAAAAUAUAUAUAGUUUUUAGUUAUAUAUCUGGUAGAAUAUAAAAUGGUGUAAUUACAAAAUUUCAUGUUUCAAGCAAAACAUGGCCAAUUUUUCACUUAUAUUUCCCUUAAAGCUUUUAAAAUAAGCUACAGCCAACCAGUCUGUUAAUCUAGCUCUGAUAACCACUGUUACAAAUGUAUACAUACUAGGAAAUGAUAGCUGACAAUCUAUAAAUUGGCUUCAUAAUGUUUUUUAAAAACAGUAACAGGGGUCGAAAUUGGUCAAAGGAUAUUCAGUCCAACGAGCUACAAAUUCUGCCAGCCCAAAUCAAAACCUGCCAGACAAAACAAUUGACUGAAAAUAAUGUGAGAAUAUAAAUGUAAAAUAAUUGCUGGUCCGAUGGGAUGACUUGUAAAAACUAAUCUUCCAGCCCGUAGUGAUGUUGACCAUCAAAAACCAGUUGGGAUAGCAAUAGUUCGACCCCUGAGUAAUAAAUUAUUUGUACAGAAAAUGUAAAAAAUGCAAACAUUUACAUUAACAAAAUAAAUAAUGAAAACAAAAAGUAAAAAAAAAAUAUUUUAAUUUCAUUCUUUUGGAAUGAGAUGAAAUAUUUU
Gigantopelta aegis is the source of this 2028-nucleotide messenger RNA. Its product is annotated as low-density lipoprotein receptor-related protein 1B-like. Bases 280 to 909 code for a protein of 209 amino acids. The transcript is spliced from 5 exons. The record is from RefSeq and is a predicted model, not a curated record. Lineage: Eukaryota; Metazoa; Mollusca; Gastropoda; Neomphalida; Peltospiridae.